AAGCGAAGAAGCACCAUCCUGUACUUCAACAGAUACAAUUCAGAGCUUCAGUAUACAUGGACGUGUUGACUAUACUGUAAGGAACCUGGUACCCUACACCAACUACACUUUUAGAGUUUAUCCAUUUACAUCAGUUGGGAGAGGGAAAUCCAAAGAGAUGAGAGAGCAAACUUUGGAAGAUACACCUUCUGAGCCAAGAAAUGUGAUGGCAGUCAACAUCACCCAGAAUGGAAAAACUGGCCUGAACAUAACAUGGAAGGCUCCAGACAAUCCUCGUGGAAUUAUAACUGGAUAUCAGCUUCGUGUAACUGAUAAUCAGGACAGCAAUUUCCAUAAUGCAACUGAUGAGUUUAAAGCUCUCCCAGAUCUUCUUAGUUAUCAAAAUCACACCAUUGAGGUGCAUGCUUAUACUGUUGCAGGCCCUGGAAAUUGGAGUAAUCCACUCACAGUAUUAACCGGAGAAGCACCAGAAUCCAAGGGUAUUUUAAUAGACGUUACAAAGUCUACUUUCUACCUCCAGUACCACAGCCGUUCCCAGAGCUCUAUCAAGCCCAGCUCAUUCGACACUGCAGUCCUCCUGGCAGACCGCGCCCGGGAGAGGGACCACAUGGAACGAGAACAGUCCGCAGCUGCACAGAGAAUUCUUGAGGAGGCAUACCAGGCAGCUGCUCAGGGCCAGGAGUCACAGGGCCACCUCAGGGCCCAAGCCCAGCCCUCUGGCCUGCUCACCCUGGGGGGACAGUCCCAGCAGGGAGACCCAGACUCCUUUGAGGCAUGGCAGGCUAGAGCUCAACAAGUGUUUGAUGAAUCAGACCUAUUUAUCUCCGGUGCCCAAAUGCCAAUCAAGAGUGACGAGUCUCGCCUCUACUGGACCCCUGCUCCACCCAAGAUGGACGUCCCUCCGGCCAAAGUCCAGGAGCACCUGUUUGCUAACUACCACAGUGCUGCUCUUAUGGAACAGGAGGAAGCUUCCCAGAUGCAUGACUCAGAGGAAGAAGAAGAUAUGGAGGAGGAGAGUAUUUGGGAUGACACGGAUCCAGAAGAUAGACUUGCUAAAGAGAGAGUCCUGCAGAGAAGACAUGACUCUGCGGCAGACAUCACCAAGCUGAUGAGGGCAGUGUUGGAGAAGGCAGAGGAGGAAGAUAGGGAGGCAGAGAGGGCCAGAGAGCAGGGAGAGACCCAGGCUGAGUCUCCACAGACACUGGUCAAGACAGACAGUCUGGCCACACUGACCACAGCCAGCUCUGGGAGCAGCUUCUUCUUCCAGCCCACGGUGAAACCAGCUGAAGAAGAAGAUAAAACUCCCAAAUUUCUAACUGAUGAUGAGAUAUUUCCAGUGUUCCCAAAGCUAAGGAGGACAAAUUCUAUGCCCAAUCUCUAUGGGGAUGAUGAGGACUUCCUGUUUAUACCGCAAGAUUUCAAUACAGCUAUGGAUGAGAUUACAAAACAAAUGAAACAGAUCAAAGAAGCAAAACUUGGCAAGAAAACACCAGUUCAACAACUGCCAGAAGAAGUUAUUGAGAGUGAGUCGGGUGCAAAGACUGGUGUUGCAAGGACAAGAAGUCCCACCACAGAGCAGAGGGUAUAUACCAGAAAACAGGAAUAUGAUGACAAGCCCACUCUUGCAGAAGAGACUUUGGAAGCAGGGAGAAAAUAUGUCAUGUACCCAAAAAGAAAGAAGAAGAAGAUGGUGCCCCUGGACAUGGCCAGACUGGAGGAGAUAGAGAGGUUCCUGGCCAUGCCUCCUGGAAAACUGGAGAGAACAGAAUCACUGCCUAAAGUCAACGUGCCAGUAGAGAGGCUGCUACGAGUGCCUCAACAUGUGAAAAACAAGCACAGAAGAAGUAUACCAGAUAUACUGGAUUUUGAUUCCUUUGCUGAAAAAAGAGGAUAUAAUGGAGAAGAUGAAAGAGAAUGGACUCGAGAUAUCUGGAAUGCUUGGUUUGAUGAGGUAUUUCCUCCCACGCAGAGUGAGAGAGACGAGGAUGAGGCCAGAGCCAUGAGCGCCAUGUCCAGCACCACAGACAGAAGUGUGCGCUCUAAGGGGCAUGCCAGUGUUGUAAGCACCCACAUCUCAGAGGUGAUCGAUGAAAUUGAACCACUGGCAGAUACUGAAGAAAAUGCAGAAGCUAUUUUACUGCUCCAGGAUGAAGUUGAGAAAUUAAGUGAGCUUAUAAACCAGAGCCCAACUCCCACUGCCUUUGAUCUCUGCAGGAGGGGGGCCAUAUAUAGGAAGCUUGGUCAGAUUAAGUUGGGCCUAGAGGACCUGGACAGAGCGAUAGCCUUAGAGCCUAUGUUACUGGAUGCUUACUGGCACAGGCAUCUGCUGCAUUUAUUGAAGGGGAAGAAAAACGAUGCACUGGAAGAUCUGAACUUCCUAUUGCGGCACAGCAAGCAGCAUGCUGGGGCUUACAGGUCAAGAGCUGAAAUCUACCGAGAGUCUGGGGAUGUAACCAUGGCGAUAGUCAAUUUCAAUCAGGCUAUAAAGCUUGACCCCAAUGACCAUGAGGCUUACUAUCGGAGGGCAGAGAUGUAUGAAAAGAGUGGAGAGAUGCGUCUAGCAUUAGAGGAUUAUGCCAUUGCUACCAGACUGGCUCCAGAGAAGACUGAGGCCUUGUUCAAACACGGACUCUAUUAUUUCAACAGUCAAAACUGGCAGCCUUGUAUAAAUGACUUUACAGACCUACUAAAGGUGGAACCAAACAAUGCAGAGGCCAGGACAUAUCGUGGACGCGCUUUUGCCAAAAUGUCUCAGUGGACCCCAGCCAUAGAAGACCUCAGUGCUGCCAUUCAUCUGGAUCCCAAUAACAGUGUGGCACAUUAUCAUAGGGGAUGCCUUCUCAGAAAAUUGCAACCAAAGAAAGCUCUUCAAGACCUGAGUGUAUCUAUUAUACUGGAUGAUGGGGACUCCAAUGUGAUGGCGUAUUUCCAUCGAGGCAUUCUCUAUAACUCAACUGGAAGGCCAGAAGAUGCCAUCCCAGACUUUGAGACUGUCCUAAAACUGGACAAGGACAUCGCCAGUGCCCAUGUCAACCUGGGGCUCAUCUAUAUGACACAGCUGGACAAUGUUCAGAAUGCUAUAAGGAAGUUCUCUGCUGCCAUUAAAGUGGAUCCCACCUAUAUACGAGCUUAUGUCUGCCGUGCUGAGGCCUAUCAUAGGAUUCAUGAUCAUAGAAAUGCCCUGUUAGACUUCACAAGAGCCAUUCAUCUGAAACCAGAUACACAUCACUAUUAUAUGUACAGGGGUCAGCUUGUCCUUGAGAUGGGAAACCUGGAACUGGCAGCUUUCUGUGUCAGACAUGCAUCAGAGUUGAAUGCUGGUUUGGGUCAGAGCCCCAUGCAGCAGGCUGUGGUACAGUCCUUCCUCAAGAACUAUGACAAGGCAAUUGGAGCACUGGAGUCUGCCACCAGACAGAAGCCAGUGGCUUCCUUAUUCACCUUGCUGGGUAAGACACAAAUGAAAGCCAAACUGUGGAGAAAUGCCAUUGGGAACUUUGAUAAGGCACUGGGCAUUUUGAAACCUUGGUCUGAUAAAGACUCAUGGCCACACGAGGCAGCUGAGGUGCACUAUCUGAUCGGCAUGUGUAAUAUGGAACUGCGCGGUUAUCUUGAAGCUCAUGAAGCAUUUAACAAUGCCAUCAAAGUGGAUGGCACUAAUGCUGAGAUAUGA
Lingula anatina is the source of this 3670-nucleotide messenger RNA. RefSeq lists its product as uncharacterized. Lineage: Eukaryota; Metazoa; Brachiopoda; Lingulata; Lingulida; Lingulidae. Gene Ontology annotation, molecular function: protein binding. The record is from RefSeq and is a predicted model, not a curated record.